This is a messenger RNA of Clonostachys byssicola, 840 nucleotides long. The record is from the annotation of a GenBank genome assembly. NCBI's taxonomy places the organism in Eukaryota, Fungi, Ascomycota, Sordariomycetes, Hypocreales, Bionectriaceae.
AUGACACAGCAACUAGGGCCGCCUGGCAGGGAUGAUGUAGUUUAUGCGGCUAUUUUAAGAGAGACAUACAAAGUGUUGACUCCUUACUGGUUCUUCACUGGCGACAAUGUCUUCCUGAACGAAAAGCAAUGGAAACAACCUAUCCAAAAGAAUAUUCUUCAAAAGAUUGGAUCUAGUAGUCUGGAACCCUAUUUGUUUGCUGCCAUGGAGGUAGCUGCACGCCAUUUCGGCGGAAUGUAUGGCCAACUCUGCGACUGCCAUCGGAUUAGAUCAGAGCCACACGAGCCGACAGUAAUCGAGGAGAGUCAUGGCGCUAUUAAAUAUGCUCAUGACCUUGAAGAGACCGCCGCUGCAGCCAAUACUGAUCUCUUACGUGCUGCUAUUCAAUCCGGGGACGUCGAGGAGGUUGUCGACCAAAACUCGUUGCCCAAGACGAGCUACAAGAUAUCAAACAUCCACCUGGGCGAGAUUCUACUCUUGUCACUGCGGGUCCAAUUUCUUAAUUUAAGGAUUUACUACGACUGGGCCGUUUUGUAUGACCUACCACAAGCGGACGAAUUGUACUCUAGACUCAAGGAUCUUUCGGUUGAGUCGUGGAAGUACAUCAGCUUUCUGCGCGGUAUCGAGUUCUUUGACGCGACGAUGUUGUCCCCCGCCCUGUGGCCAUCCCUGGAACUUGCGACUGAAGCUGAGAGGCAGUAUUUGAUGGAUUUCUUUACAGAUAUUGACAAUUUCCGGCAUGCGACGCCAAAGGAUAAGAAGGAAGAAGAGGCGAGGAUCCUAUCAUAUACGGCCAUCAUCACGGGUCGCAAGAGUGCCAAGAACCACGUGAAUAGUUAA